CGAAGAAAUUCGUAAGGUCAUAGCAAGAUUUAACGCCGAAGGCCCGAAAAGCGGAGAUAAAGAGAGUUGAAUUGGGAGAGUGGCGAUGCAAACGGAGGCUCGAGUUGGUGUUGUCGUCGAGGGCGGGCAGAGAACUCUCAGUUCUGCCCAUGCUGGUGUCGUCGAUGGCGGUGCUCGGAAGUUUGUCCAGCAACAACAACAGCAGCAACAAUCGUUGCAGCAAAAGUCGCAGAUAGGAUCGGUCACUCAUCUUCUCGCGGGAGGCAUUGCAGGCGCCGUCAGUAAAACAUGUACAGCGCCGCUUGCUCGCCUUACCAUCCUCUUUCAGGUACAAGGCAUGCACUCUGAUGUUGCAAACUUGAGCAAGCCUUGCAUUUGGCGUGAGGCUUCACGUAUCUUAAAUGAAGAAGGUGUUAGAGCAUUCUGGAAAGGGAAUCUUGUCACAAUCGCCCAUCGUCUUCCUUAUUCUUCUAUCAGCUUCUAUGCUUAUGAACGCUACAAGAAUUUACUGCAGUUGAUUCCUGGGCUGCAAAGUAAUGGAGAAAACUUAAGUGCAGACAUUUGUGUGCGACUAGUGGGUGGUGGUUUGGCUGGAAUAACAGCUGCAUCCAUGACAUAUCCAUUGGAUCUUGUGAGGACACGUCUUGCAGCUCAGAGAAAUGUAACAUACUACAGAGGUAUUUGGCAUGCUCUGUGUACAAUUAGCAGAGACGAGGGUGCUCUUGGCCUAUAUAAAGGUCUUGGAGCGACAUUAUUGGGGGUUGGGCCCAGUAUAGCAAUUAGCUUCUCAGUUUAUGAGACAUUGAGAUCUGUUUGGCAGAGAGAAAGGCCCCAAGAUUCUACAGUACUUGUCAGCCUAGCUUGUGGCAGUCUUUCAGGACUUGCAUCAUCCACAGUAACAUUUCCUUUGGAUCUUGUAAGACGACGGAUGCAGUUGGAAGGGGCAGCAGGUCGAGCCCGUGUGUAUAAGACAGGUCUGUUUGGUACAUUCAGGCACAUUACAAGGACUGAAGGCCUGAGGGGUCUGUACCGGGGGAUAUUGCCAGAAUACUACAAGGUUGUCCCAAGUGUGGGCAUCGUCUUCAUGACUUAUGAGACAUUAAAGAUGUUUCUAUCAGAUUUAUCUCACAAUUAGCUUUUGCUGCUCUCACAUUGCCAUUCUUUGGCUUUGCCGCCAUUAACCUUUUCCACCAUCUAAUGCCAAAUUGUGGAAUUUUAUAGAAGAUGGCUUAGUAGAUGACGAGUUCUUUUGUCUUUUCAAUGGCGCCCCUUGGAGAAAUCCCCAUAGGCGAUAAAUUUUGAGAUUGCUGCCAUGGGACCAUACCAUAUGUUCCUUGUGUAGAUAGAGAUAGAGAAAGAGAGAGAGAGCACACAAUUGAACCACACCAAGUGUAUUAAAAGUAUUUAGUUCUCGUACACUAGUAUUCAUCGAUAAUCAUUUUUUCAUUG
This is a messenger RNA of Telopea speciosissima, 1449 nucleotides long. RefSeq names its product mitochondrial substrate carrier family protein B-like. The record is from RefSeq and is a predicted model, not a curated record. Lineage: Eukaryota; Viridiplantae; Streptophyta; Magnoliopsida; Proteales; Proteaceae. Gene Ontology annotation, biological process: transmembrane transport. The transcript has 7 exons. Bases 86 to 1135 code for a protein of 349 amino acids.